UUCACGUUUUAAUUUGAUUUUCCAGUCGCGAAGCCCUUCUCAAUUACCAUUUGCUUGUACUGUCACGCCUUAUCAAAGAGCAGCCCGCUAAUAUUCCUUCUCUAAUAACAUUCCGACGAAACCUGUUUCAAACAUGUUACAGUUCCGUGCGACUUCAACCUGUCCAGCCUCCCAGAUGACACAUCUUUUAUUAUUCUUACCCCUUUACGGAUGCGAGGCCUGCAGGCAGUAAUGCAAGCUUUCAGUUGUGUUAUUGUACAUUGAAUGAAACCACAGUGUACGCCGCAUACAGGAAGAGUAGUAGGGAGUGCAUGACCAGCUGUAUGUGGCAAAGUUAAGGACUUCCUCGUGGAAAUACUUACCUUCUGUAACACUAUUGUGGCCCUUUCGCUUUUUUGUUGUUGUUACCACUCUGGACUCCAAACUGAGAUAAUUUUACUGAACCCCCCGCCCCCCUUCUUGUGCUUCCCAUCCUAGGGCACACCGAGGAAGGUGAGGGAUUUCUUCUGUGCACAUCAUCUGAAUUCACUGCUGUUGCUGCUUGGAUAUCAAGUAUAGAACAAACUGAAUUUGUAUGUUGUAACUGCGUCCUCACUGCGUCUGAAUCUUUGUCAGUCCAUGGUCCAUGAACCAAUUCUGCUCUUCUCUCUGCUCGAAAUUGAGUAGGCAGCGUGUUCAACGCUGUUUCAACAGCUGAACUUACCUGGUUUUGGUAGGUGGUAGCAUAGACAGAAGUAUGAGUGGCCAACGUGUGGAUGUAAAAGUGGUGAUGUUGGGGAAGGAAUAUGUUGGUAAAACCAGCUUGGUGGAGCGAUAUGUUCAUCGAAGAUUCCUUGUGGGCCCCUACCAAAAUACAAUUGGAGCUGCAUUUGUUGCCAAACCCAUCCAAAUCGGAGACAGAGUGAUUGUGCUUGGUAUUUGGGACACAGCAGGUUCUGAGCGGUAUGAAGCCAUGAGUCGCAUUUACUAUCGUGGAGCAAAAGCAGCCAUUGUGUGUUAUGAUCUGACUGAUAGAAGCAGUUUUGAGCGUGCAAAAUUCUGGAUCAGAGAACUACAAAACCUUGAAGAGCACUGCAAAAUCUAUUUAUGUGGAACAAAAAGUGAUCUGCUGGACCCCGACAAAACCCUGCGGAGGGUGGACUUUCAUGAUGUGCAGGACUAUGCAGAUGAGGUUAAAGCUCAGAUGUUUGAAACAUCAAGCAAGACUGGACGAAAUGUUGAGGAGCUAUUCUAUAAAGUAGCGGAGGAUUACCUGAACUCUGGUUUUCAAGAGAUGACAGAGGAGCGAGGUGUGGAUCUGGCACAGAAAAAAAGCUACAUGCAGUCUUGCUGCCAUCACUAAUGUAAUGGUGCAAGGCCUUUGAACAGCAGUUUCCAACAACGUGUACAUUUUAUGCUGCACUGGAUGACAGACGAAAAGAAACAUUGUAGUUUUUGCACAGAACACUUGAGACUAAGUGAGAGAUGAUUCCUGAAGUACUUCAGUGGAGACAACAAACAGAAUAAUACUGCUGUAUAGCUUCAGAAAAUCUUACAUUGGACAGCUAAUUUUCAAGGUGGAUACGACUUGAUACUUAAACUGGACAAAUGGGUUGACUUACUGCACAAGUAGGCAACUUCAGACUAAACUGUGAAGAUUGAUGUUGCUCCAUUCUGUCUUAUGCCUUUUUGCCAGGAAGGGAGGCAGAAGGGUCAUCAGCCAGACACUACUAACAUUUUGGUUGCUAUGAAAGCUGCACACCUGUUCCGAAAAAAUAUGAAACCUUGCACCUUUAGUGUGAGAGGAUUUUAUGUGCACAUUAUUACAUGUUAGUUAAUGUCUGAUUUCUGGGUAAUUGGUUUUACUGUGUUGUCUUAGUAAAAAAAGGCAAGUAAUUAUUUUAAUGAUUAUAAGUAAUACUGAAGUCUGAGAGAAGCUCCAGUUUCACUCCACCAGUCUACAGUAUUCCUGUGAAAAUAGUGUACUGUUUUGUCUGCUGUAGAAGUAUUUAUUCUAUUGUGUGUGUGUGUGUUAUGUGUAUAUGUGCUUAUUGUAUAGUGCCAUUCCAGAGUUGCUUCUAAAUUAUUUUACUCUGGAAUUUUACCUUUAGUUUUGCACUGAAUUUGCCUUUUGCAGUGCAUGAUGCUUGUAAAUGCACAGACACACACACACUACUGUUAGUGAUUACAUUUUUUUAAGACUACUAAGCUUAAGUGGCAUACAAAGGGAGGAACUGAUGACCGUGACAAUACAGGCUACACUCCAGAGUAGUUUAGAGUACUGAGACAGGAUGGUUUUCUGUUAAAUGCGUGAAAUCUGCAAAAAGGCAUUAUGAUAGAACAGUUCAUUUGCAUUGCAGAGAUUUAAAUGAAAAAAUUGGAGUCUUCUCUAUUUUAUGCUGAACGUAGACUAUAUAUAUGCAUGCAUGAAAGCCCUGCAGCUUUGCUACAGAUAAUCCUCCAAAAGGCAUGCAUUUUUAAUCCUGAUUUAUUUCAGCCUUGUCUACAGUAGUAAGAUAGGAGUUAAGUUAUUGAAUAGCAUUUUACAUGAUCUUUAUCUGAACUGUGUCCAGCUGGCCAUCAGUUUCCCCCCACUAGUCAGUCAUUCCUUUUGUUCUGUUAUGCUGUCUGUUCAGCAGUAUAGCAGGUAAGAAAGCUGACUAGAGGUAGGCAGUAAUCCUAGUGGCUUGGGUUUUUUAUUGCAAAAUCCACCAGUGAUCAGGGACACUCGGCUGCCUACAGCGCCUGGUUUAAAUGUGCAAAUGAUGUGUGCACAAACUGAGUCUCAGCUACAGGCCAUAUGCAGCUUGGUAGGCUUGUGUUCAUUGUUGAUCCCUUUCCUGAUGCUGCACCACCUGAUCUGUAGCAGGUGGCAAUCAAAUGCCAAAAUCUCCCCCUCUUCUAGAUGGAUGAGAUGAAUUUGCCACUGAAUGCCUUUCCAGCCCCAUUAGAUGCUGGCCUUCUGUAUGCAUAUAUGUAUAUAUAUAUAUAUAUAUAUAUAUAUAUAUAUAGAGAGAGAGAGAGAUCGCA
Messenger RNA from Protopterus annectens (West African lungfish), 3009 nucleotides. It is a transcript of the gene RAB24, whose product is annotated as RAB24, member RAS oncogene family. NCBI's taxonomy places the organism in Eukaryota, Metazoa, Chordata, Ceratodontiformes, Protopteridae. Gene Ontology annotation, molecular function: GTPase activity; GTP binding. The record is from RefSeq and is a predicted model, not a curated record. Bases 737 to 1342 code for a protein of 201 amino acids. The transcript is spliced from 9 exons.